Molecule: messenger RNA, 2375 nt
Organism: Oryza brachyantha (malo sina)
Lineage: Eukaryota; Viridiplantae; Streptophyta; Magnoliopsida; Poales; Poaceae
Product: probable 1-deoxy-D-xylulose-5-phosphate synthase, chloroplastic
Exons: 11
Coding region: 207-2375 (722 amino acids)
Biological process (GO): terpenoid biosynthetic process
Molecular function (GO): 1-deoxy-D-xylulose-5-phosphate synthase activity
Source: RefSeq, a predicted model, not a curated record
AAUAGAGCAGCGGAGCACUCCGCGUCCCGAAUCCCAAUCCAGAGCUAGGGUUGCUGCGGCUGCGAGCAACGCCAGCUCCCGUGCAGGCUGAGCCGCCUCCGGCUCCGGCUCCAUCGCCGCCGAUCCUGAGGUGGGGGCGGCGGCGGCCGGUUUGAGGAGCAGGGGAGGUUGGGGUUGAGGUUUUUGGUCAUCGCUCAGUGCCUGGGAUGGGUGUGACAUAUCUGCAUUCUCCACCUGCUGCUAAUUUAGUCCGCGAGGAAUCGGCUCUUCUGCGCUCAAUAAGUUGCUGUCACAACUCCUAUUGGUGUUUGAGAUGCAAUUCGUCAAAUUUGAAGCCGUGCCGAACACUGGCGGUCAAUUUGCCAUUAAGGUACUUCAAUCGAAGAGUGGCUGCACUACCAGACGUCGAUGAUUUCUUCUGGGAGAAGGAUCCAACUCCAAUCCUGGAUACGAUUGACGCACCCAUCCAUUUGAAAAAUCUAUCUAGUAAGGAGUUAAAGCAGCUAGCUGGUGAAGUUCGGUCAGAGAUUUCUUUCAUAAUGUCGAGAAAAUGCCAACCAUGUAACACUGGACAUUCUGUUGUGGAGCUCGCUAUUGCUAUACAUUAUGUAUUCAAUGCCCCAAUGGAUAAGAUACUAUGGGAUGCUGGUCAGCAUACAUAUGCACACAAGAUUCUCACUGGGAGGCGCUCUCUCUUUCAUACUAUUAAGCAAAGAAAGGGCCUUUCAGGUUUCACAUCUCGUUUCGAGAGUGAAUAUGAUCCCUUUGGUGCUGGACAUGGAUGCAAUAGUCUCUCCGCAGGCCUUGGGAUGGCAGUCGCAAGGGAUCUUGGUGGGAGGAAAAACCGAAUAGUAACAGUUAUAAGUAACUGGACAACUAUGGCUGGUCAGGUGUAUGAGGCAAUGGGUCAUGCUGGUUUCCUUGAUUCUAACAUGGUAGUGAUUUUAAAUGAUAGCCGGCACACCUUACUUCCUAAAGCAGAUAGCCAGCCAAAGAUGUCUAUUAAUGCCUUCUCUAGUGCUCUGAGCAAGGUUCAAUCCAGCAAGGGAUUUAGGAAGUUUAGGGAGGCUGCAAAGGGACUUUCCAAAUGGUUUGGUAAAGGGAUGCAUGAGUUUGCAGCCAAAAUUGAUGAGUAUGCCCGUGGUAUGAUAGGUCCCCAUGGAGCAACUCUUUUUGAAGAACUUGGAUUAUAUUAUAUCGGGCCUAUUGAUGGGAAUAACAUUGAUGAUCUCAUUUGUGUACUCAAGGAGGUUGCAACUUUAGAUUCAACUGGCCCAGUACUUGUUCAUGUAAUCACUGAGAAUGAAAAAGACUCAGGUGGAGAUUUUAGUAGUGAGAUUACUCCAAACGAGGAAGGGCCUCCAGAGUCAAGCCAAGACAUUCGGAAGUUUUUAGAAAAUGGUCUUUCUAGAACAUAUAAUGACUGCUUUGUAGAAUCACUAAUAGCAGAAGCAGAGAAUGACAAGCGUAUUGUGGUGGUUCAUGGAGGCAUGGGAAUAGAUCGAUCAAUCCAGUUAUUUCAGUCCAGAUUUCCAGACAGAUUUUUUGAUUUGGGUAUUGCUGAGCAACAUGCUGUUACAUUUUCCGCUGGUUUGGCGUGUGGAGGCUUAAAUCCUUUUUGCAUAAUUCCAUCCACCUUUCUUCAGCGAGCAUAUGAUCAGAUAGUCGAAGAUGUGGACAUGCAAAAGAUACCAGUUCGCUUUGCAAUCACAAGUGCAGGUCUGGUGGGAUCUGAGGGCCCGACCAACUCAGGACCAUUUGAUAUUACAUUCAUGUCAUGCCUGCCAAACAUGAUUGUCAUGUCGCCAUCUAAUGAGGAUGAGCUUAUUGACAUGGUGGCAACGGCAGCAAUGGUUGAGGACAGACCCAUUUGCUUCCGGUAUCCCAGGGGUGCCAUUGUUGGGACCGGUGGUACUUUAGCAUAUGGGAAUCCACUUGAGAUUGGUAAAGGAGAGAUUCUUGCAGAGGGUAAAGAGAUAGCUUUUCUUGGUUAUGGUGAGGUGGUCCAGAGAUGCUUGAUAGCUCGAUCUCUUCUGUUCAACUUUGGCAUCCAGGCAACUGUUGCUAAUGCGAGAUUUUGCAAGCCACUUGACAUUGAUCUGAUAAGAAUGUUGUGCCAGCAACACGAUUUUCUAAUCACCGUAGAAGAAGGAACUGUUGGUGGCUUUGGCUCACAUGUUUCUCAAUUUAUUUCACUCGAUGGAUUACUUGAUGGCAAAAUAAAGUGGCGACCCAUUGUGCUACCGGACAGGUACAUAGAGCACGCUUCACUUGCAGAGCAGCUCGACAUGGCUGGGCUGACUGCUCAUCACAUCGCAGCAACUGCACUGACCCUCCUAGGGCGACACCGAGAUGCACUUCUGUUGAUGAAGUAA